Molecule: messenger RNA, 406 nt
Organism: Antrostomus carolinensis (chuck-will's-widow)
Lineage: Eukaryota; Metazoa; Chordata; Aves; Caprimulgiformes; Caprimulgidae
Product: histone H4
Exons: 1
Cellular component (GO): nucleosome
Molecular function (GO): structural constituent of chromatin; DNA binding; protein heterodimerization activity
Source: RefSeq, a predicted model, not a curated record
GGCAAGGGCGGGAAGGGGCUCGGCAAAGGGGGCGCCAAGCGCCACCGCAAGGUGCUGCGCGACAACAUCCAGGGCAUCACCAAGCCGGCCAUCCGCCGCCUGGCUCGGCGUGGCGGCGUGAAGCGUAUCUCGGGGCUCAUCUACGAGGAGACGCGCGGCGUGCUGAAGGUGUUCCUGGAGAACGUGAUCCGCGACGCCGUCACCUACACCGAGCACGCCAAGAGGAAGACGGUGACGGCCAUGGACGUGGUGUACGCCCUUAAGCGCCAGGGACGCACCCUCUACGGCUUUGGUGGUUAAACUCCGGUGCUCUCAAACCUUACAUUGUUAAAAUACCAAGGCUCUUUUCAGAGCCACCCACAAAUCUCAUAAUACGAGCUGUGAAUUACUGAACUUAAUUUUUGGA